AGGAACAAAGUAACGAAUCUGCAAUUUGCAAAUGUUCGGUUCUUCGGUUCGGCUUCUCUAUAUAAGUGCCAAUCGUCUCGUUCCAGUCUCGACGUCGUUAUCGUCUUCGUUUUUGUCGAAGCGAAUUCUGUCCGAUUCUGGGAAACCCAUCUCGAUUGUUCCCCUAAUUUGUUCUUCGCUUCGGUUCCCAUCGAUCAGAGCUAGGGUUUCUGGGUCUGUGUCGCCUUGUUCGAGGUUAGAGCAUACGAUGGCUGCUACUUCCGAGACCAAAUCCGUCCAUGAUUUCACCGUCAAGGAUGCGAAGGGAAAUGACGUUGAUCUGAGCGUCUACAAGGGGAAGGUCCUCUUGAUUGUGAACGUCGCUUCACAGUGUGGCUUGACCAAUUCGAAUUACACCGAGCUUGCUCAGCUCUACGAGAAGUACAAAGACCAUGGGUUUGAGAUUCUUGCCUUCCCUUGCAACCAGUUUGGCAACCAAGAGCCGGGAAGCAAUGAAGAGAUCCUUCAAUUUGCCUGUACCCGAUUUAAGGCCGAGUACCCGAUAUUCGAUAAGGUUGAUGUGAAUGGCCAAAAUGCGGCACCGAUCUACAAGUUCUUGAAAUCUAGCAAAGGCGGGUUGUUCGGGGAUGGCAUCAAGUGGAACUUCGCUAAGUUCUUGGUCGACAAAGAUGGAAAAGUCGUUGACCGUUAUGCUCCCACCACUUCUCCUCUCAGCAUUGAGAAGGACAUCAAGAAACUGCUUGGAGUUACUGCUGCUUGAGCUCUUUCACGGCAUUAGCAGAUGGGCCAGAGAGUACCCAAUAAACGAUGUUGCAGUAUAAUAUACACUUUCAUCUACCGUAUGCGUUUCCAUCUUUGGGCGUAUAUAUACGGCACAUAUGCAUAUACUUUGCCCGUCUUCUAUACGGGUGUAUAUGUACCCCGCUGUGCUGGCCCUGCCUUUUAUAUUACCAUGUGUAUGAAUUCUCAAAGUGUUUAUGGAAUUCUGCAGUAUCAAGGUACUUGGCUACAGGAGACUUUAUACUAUGUAUUUGGCUGCAUAUAUGUUCUUCACGUUUUGUGUUGAA
Molecule: messenger RNA, 1067 nt
Organism: Tarenaya hassleriana
Lineage: Eukaryota; Viridiplantae; Streptophyta; Magnoliopsida; Brassicales; Cleomaceae
Product: probable phospholipid hydroperoxide glutathione peroxidase
Exons: 6
Coding region: 32-760 (242 amino acids)
Biological process (GO): response to oxidative stress
Cellular component (GO): cytosol
Molecular function (GO): glutathione peroxidase activity
Source: RefSeq, a predicted model, not a curated record